CUUUGGAUUGGACGGGCGACGAGGACCGUGAGAAUGGUCACCUAUGAUCUUCCGAGCCCAGCACAACCAAGUUCUUCAGCGCAGGGAGCGUGCAGGGGCGCUGAUGAGAAAUCGCUCUCCUCCAGAUAUUUCAUACAUAGGGUCCUAUGCCUACCCCCUGUAUUCCAGGGUCGUGUUGUUAGAAAUUGCGCCGUACAGGACAAGCCGUACAGGACAAGACGACUUUUACGACCAGUCGCCGCACCUCGUCGUCCAACACGUUGACACUCGAAAAAAUAUACAGGGACGGUAUUUCCGGGUUUCUGGAAUCCAACAAAACUUUCUUUUGGCUCUUCCAACAUUUGAUGGAGUCUAUUUUCCGAUCACAAUUUCGAUAGGUCGACUCUGCAGAAAAUAACCAUAAAUCGUCCCCCAGCCGAUUUGGUUGGCCGAAAAACGCAGCCAUGCCUCAAGCAGAUGCGAAAAACUUUGCCAUGGAGACAUGGACGCUGUAUGGCGUAGCGAUGCUGGUUGUUGCUCUACGAUACACCGCUAGAAUCCGUCGUUUCGGUAUCAGAAACCUCAAACUAGACGACUAUGCGAUGGCUAAUGGAGUCGUUUGGUAUACGAUCUUAUGCGUGGCCUUCAACCAGAUCAAAUUUGGCGACGGGUCGAAUCUGAUGGAGCCAGACGAGAUUGCUGCGUUGACACCAGAGCACAGGGCAAGCAGGGUCGCAGGGAGCAAAUGGGUCUAUGUCUCUGAACACUCUAUGAUUCUCGCCAUUUGGAGCACAAAAAUAUGUGUACUCGUUCUGUAUGCCGGUAUCACCGAGGGACUCGCGCAAAGGAAGUGGGUGAAAUACGUAUCAAUCUACACGGCACUGAGCUUCGUCGGCAGCGAACUCGCACUUUUCCUCAUCUGUCGACCAAUCCAACAAUACUGGGCUGUCCCAGCUGCAAACCCACAAUGCUCCAACUACCAAUACUUCGAAAUAAUCCAAGGCUCCCUCAGCAUCCCCGGCGACAUGGCCAUCCUCGCGAUCGGCAUCCCGAUCCUCGUGCAAGUGCGCCUGCCCAUCCAACAAAAAGCCAUCCUCCUCCUCAUCUUCGGCAUGGGCUUCUUCGUCAUCAUCGCCGCCAUCCUGACCAAAGUCUACUGUCUCGUGCCCGCCCUGAUCUCCUACGUCUACAUGAACUGGUACUUCCGCGAAGCCUCCGUGGCCAUGUACGUCACCAACCUGCCCGCCGUCUGGCCUCUGUUCCGUGAGGUUUUCCCGAACCUCAAUCUCUCGGGCUCGCACGCGAAGGCGACUGGGAACACGAGCGGAGCGACGAGGCCGUGGGCGCACUCGGGGAGCAGGGCGAGGAUUAACUCGAAGGAUUUCGAUAUGAAGGAGUUCUCGAGGGGGAGGGGGGCCGAGAGCCAGGAGAGGAUUAAUGAUAGUGAUUCGAGUGAGGGGAUUGGGGAGGGGCCGAUGGAGAUUCAGAGGGAUGUGACGUUUACGGUGCAGUCCGAGAGUGUGGAUAGGGGUGCGAGGGGAGCCGGCGCGGGGGUGGGGGAGAGGUGGGAAACGAAUAAUGUUACGACGGUGGUGAGUGGUGUGCGGUAGGGGGGGUUAUAUUAGAUGGUAGAGGAAUUGAUGGGUCGGAUUAUAUGAUUGAGAUGCCACUUUUUACAGAGGCGUCGCUUGGCUACCGAGAAAAUGUUACUACUGUCGUGUGUUCUGUACGAUAGAUAUUUUAUAUAAAACGUCCAAGCAAUUGAUGUGUGGUAUCCUAUGAUUAGGAUGUACCACACUUCCCAAA
This is a messenger RNA of Pseudogymnoascus verrucosus, 1785 nucleotides long. RefSeq lists its product as uncharacterized. NCBI's taxonomy places the organism in Eukaryota, Fungi, Ascomycota, Leotiomycetes, Thelebolales, Thelebolaceae. The record is from RefSeq and is a predicted model, not a curated record. Bases 444 to 1589 code for a protein of 381 amino acids. The transcript has 4 exons.